This is a messenger RNA of Rotaria sp. Silwood2, 1024 nucleotides long. Lineage: Eukaryota; Metazoa; Rotifera; Eurotatoria; Philodinida; Philodinidae. The record is from the annotation of a GenBank genome assembly.
GAUUAUCAUACUCUGAAAGUGUUCUGAAUUAUGUAUUUGGUCAUAUUUUCAAAAAUAAACAUUGAUUUGAAAUUAUAAAUAUUUUUAGUUUUUAAAAAAAAUCCCGGACUCAAAGGGUUAAGGUUGUUCAUUCUAUUGUAUCUUCUAUGGUAAAUGUUCGUCAUAAACUUGACAUUCAACAUAAUCUUUAGUCAAUUCCCAUACCUAUGCAAGACUCAAAUCUGUAUCAUAUUUAAGAUUUAACGACAAAUCUACAUCAUCACUUUCGUUUCUUUUAUAAUUCAGAACUAUUUCAUUAACUUUUUAGUGUCUUCUAUGGCUUAUGUAUAAACUCGAUUGGUCAUUGUUUGAUGGUGGUGGAUCAAAAGUCUUUCGAUUUGAUAAAAAUAAUGAAAAAGUUGAAUUCUAUAAACAUGUGUCAUUUAAAGAAUCAAUUCAUGCAACUGAAAUAAAUAAUGUAACUCAUAUAAAUUUAUCACCAAGAAAACAAAUUGAUAUAAACGGUGAAAAAAAUUCGAUUUUAUUUGAUGAUGAUCAAAUAUUAUUAAAUACUGAUAAAUUUUAUUUAAAAAAUCAUUCUUCUAUUGAUUUUACAAAUUUACAAUCAUUCAAAUUUGAUAAUGAAAUCAAAACUCGUGUUCAUCUUGAUCGAUUAAGUUCUCAAUAUAUUCAUAAUAAAAAUUUAAAUCUAACUGCAACAAAUCAAUUAGCAAUAUUAAAUAUUACUCAUGCUUUUUUCUAUAGUCAAAAUUUAGUAUUAGAAGCGAAUAGACAUAAUCGUCGAUCAACACUUCGUUUUAGUAAUUAUCCAACACAAAAAAAAUUUUUUCAUCGUCAUCAUCAUCAAAAAAUUUCACAUGAAAAUAUGCAUUUCAAAAGUGAUUCUGUAUUUUUCAAUUUACCUCGAUUACCAUUAAUAGGCAAUACACAUCGCAGUGAAUCAGGCAUUUAUCGCAUAUGCAUUUGUAAUACAACAUUUUUAUUGUUACGCAGUUUUGCUCAUCAAGCAUGUCCUUUUUGUUAA